This is a messenger RNA of Cryptotermes secundus, 1401 nucleotides long. RefSeq names its product zinc finger protein 271-like. Gene Ontology annotation, molecular function: DNA-binding transcription repressor activity, RNA polymerase II-specific. The record is from RefSeq and is a predicted model, not a curated record. Gene Ontology annotation, biological process: negative regulation of transcription by RNA polymerase II. The transcript has 4 exons. NCBI's taxonomy places the organism in Eukaryota, Metazoa, Arthropoda, Insecta, Blattodea, Kalotermitidae. The annotation marks the transcript as partial.
GGUAAUUUGAAUGAACUUCAACCCGUACAUGGUGAGGAUCGACAAUAUUCGUGUGAUGAGUGUGGUGAAUCAUUCAGUCAGCAGAAUAAUCUGAAGAGGCAUCAGCGCAUACAUAGUGGGGAGAAGCCGUUUUGUUGUGAUGUAUGUAAUAAGUCAUUCAGUCGGUGGAGCCAUCAGAAGAAACAUGAGCAUAUACAUAGUGGGGAGAAGCCGUUUUGUUGUGAUGUAUGUAAUAAGUCAUUCAGUCGGUGGACCCAUCAGAAGAAACAUGAGCAUAUACAUAGUGGGGAGAAGCCGUUUUGUUGUGAUGUAUGUAAUAAGUCAUUCAGUCGGUGGAGCCAUCAGAAGAAACAUGAGCAUAUACAUAGUGGGGAGAAGCCGUUUUGUUGUGAUGUAUGUAAUAAGUCAUUCAGUCGGUGGACCCAUCAGAAGAAACAUGAGCAUAUACAUAGUGGGGAGAAGCCGUUUUGUUGUGAUGUAUGUAAUAAGUCAUUCAGUCGGUGGAGCCAUCAGAAGAAACAUGAGCAUAUACAUAGUGGGGAGAAGCCGUUUUGUUGUGAUGUAUGUAAUAAGUCAUUCAGUCGGUGGACCCAUCAGAAGAAACAUGAGCAUAUACAUAGUGGGGAGAAGCCGUUUUGUUGUGAUGUAUGUAAUAAGUCAUUCAGUCGGUGGAGCCAUCAGAAGAAACAUGAGCAUAUACAUAGUGGGGAGAAGCCGUUUUGUUGUGAUGUAUGUAAUAAGUCAUUCAGUCGGUGGACCCAUCAGAAGAAACAUGAGCAUAUACAUAGUGGGGAGAAGCCGUUUUGUUGUGAUGUAUGUAAUAAGUCAUUCAGUCGGUGGAGCCAUCAGAAGAAACAUGAGCAUAUACAUAGUGGGGAGAAGCCGUUUUGUUGUGAUGUAUGUAAUAAGUCAUUCAGUCGGUGGACCCAUCAGAAGAAACAUGAGCAUAUACAUAGUGGGGAGAAGCCGUUUUGUUGUGAUGUAUGUAAUAAGUCAUUCAGUCGGUGGAGCCAUCAGAAGAAACAUGAGCAUAUACAUAGUGGGGAGAAGCCGUUUUGUUGUGAUGUAUGUAAUAAGUCAUUCAGUCGGUGGACCCAUCAGAAGAAACAUGAGCAUAUACAUAGUGGGGAGAAGCCGUUUUGUUGUGAUGUAUGUAAAAAGUCAUUCAGUCAGAAGAAUGAUCUGAAGAGGCAUCAGUGCAUACAUAGUGGGGAGAAGGCAUUUUGUUGUGAUGUAUGUAAAAAGUCAUUCAGUCGAUGUACCAUACAUUCAUCCCUCAAUAACUUUGCAUCAGCAGAGCUCCUCAUGUGUCACCACAUGUUGGCUGUCUCUGCAUCACCAGAACAGAUCGUGCCCCAUGGUCCUGGAAUGUGUGUUCCAUUUUGUCUCUUCACCAUAUAA